AUGGAUAAGGACGAGGCGGGAAUGUAUGAGGAGGAAACGGAUCUGGUGGAGGACGUCCCCACUCUACAGCAGGGGCUCACGGAUGCGCAGAGGGAACUGAUCAAAGACCUGUACAAGAAGUUUGAUAUGGACAAAUCCGGGGCGCUGUCUUCUAGGGAGCUCCGGAAAGCACUGCAGGUGCUUGGCCUCAACCCAACCGUGCAAUCUCCACGUACCGUGUGCGUGAAGUUCAACCUAGCUUCAUGUGUUAUUUCAGGGCAGGUGACAUACGAGCAGUUUGAGCUGAUCCUGAAGGGUGAGCUGCUCAGUCAGAUAAACCCGGAGUAUGACCUCAUCGAGGCUUUCAGGUUGUUUGACAAGGACAGUAGCGGACGCUGGACCGCGAGGAAUUGUCCCGGUGCCUUCAAAAGCAUGGGCGAGCAGAUGACGGACGACGAGGUCGGGGAACUCUUCGAUAUGCUCGACACCGACAGAAACGGAACGCUCAGCAUCAUGGGUUUUGGCUGUUGGCAUGACGAUCUUAUGGACCGAAAUACAUACAAACAUUCAUAG
Messenger RNA from Mya arenaria, 552 nucleotides. RefSeq lists its product as uncharacterized. Lineage: Eukaryota; Metazoa; Mollusca; Bivalvia; Myida; Myidae. The record is from RefSeq and is a predicted model, not a curated record. The coding region runs from base 1 to 552 and encodes 183 amino acids. Gene Ontology annotation, molecular function: calcium ion binding. The transcript is spliced from 4 exons.